Molecule: messenger RNA, 3820 nt
Organism: Sodiomyces alkalinus F11
Lineage: Eukaryota; Fungi; Ascomycota; Sordariomycetes; Glomerellales; Plectosphaerellaceae
Product: DNA polymerase family B
Exons: 3
Coding region: 140-3457 (1105 amino acids)
Biological process (GO): DNA-templated DNA replication; DNA replication proofreading; base-excision repair, gap-filling
Cellular component (GO): delta DNA polymerase complex
Molecular function (GO): nucleotide binding; DNA-directed DNA polymerase activity; 3'-5'-DNA exonuclease activity
Source: RefSeq, a predicted model, not a curated record
GGUCACAAUAGCACAACAACAACAACACAAACAACAACACCACCAACGCCACCGACAGUGCCCAUUGAAGCAUGUGUCAUCUGUGAACUUGGCCAUUUCAACUUUUGGUCUCUCACCGUAAGAGCCCCAUUUUAGAACCAUGGCAACCACCAUCUUGCCCCAGAAACGGGCGCUCGGGGAGACAUCGAACACUCGCCAAAACAUCCCCUCGGCGCCUGGUUCGAUCAAGAAGCGCAAGGUUGAGCCUUUCUCGUCCUCCCCGGCACCAAAGCUGUCCAGCAUCCGGAGGAACGCCAAAGGCCAACUUGAUUCGAGCCAGCCCAAGAGCGCCUUCGAGUCGGAAGUCCUCGAGAAACUGAGCCAGGACAUUUCGGACCUCAAGCAGAACAACAGCGAGAAGGAUCAGGCAUGGGAAAGGCCGCCCUUGCCUCCCCUUGACCCCAAUGUCGACAGAGUUUGCUUCCAGCAGAUCGAAGCCGAGGAAGGGACGCUGCAUGGCGGCAGGACCACGGUCAAGCUCUUCGGCGUAACCGAGAAGGGCAACUCGGUCAUGCUUCACGUCACCAACUUCAAGCAUUACCUUUACGUUGCGGCCCCCGUUUCUUUUCAGCCUGAGGACUGCAACGCCUUCAAGGCCUUCCUCGAGGCGCAAGUCGCUGACCACCAGCCUGUCGUUUACUCGGUGUCCCUGGUCAUGCGCGAGAACAUCUACGGAUUUCGAGGCAAUGUCAAGAACCCGUAUCUCAAGAUUACAGUCAACGAUCCCAAGGUCAUUGCCAAGGUCCGGUCCACGAUUGAGUCUGGCAGUGCCAACUGGAAGGGUCUGUGGACAGGGGCCGAAGGCGGUGUCAUGACAUUUGACAACAUCCAGUAUGUCCUUCGGUUCAUGAUUGAUUGCAAGAUCCAGGGAAUGUCUUGGGUUGAAGCCCCCCCGAAAACUUAUCGUCUUGUCCCGCAGCACAUGAGGCAAUCCAACUGCCAGAUCGAGGCUGAAGUCAACUAUACCGACCUCAUCGCCCACAAGCCCGAAGGCGAGUGGUCGAAGAUGGCACCGCUCCGUAUAAUGUCGUUUGAUAUCGAAUGUGCUGGACGCAAAGGCAUAUUUCCCGAGGCCACCCACGAUCCCGUGAUCCAGAUUGCCAACCUCGUCACCAGAUAUGGAGAGAAGAAGCCCUUUGUGCGGAAUGUUUUCUGCCUCAACACAACCAGCUCGAUCGUGGCCACGCAGGUCCUCGAGUUUCAGAAGGAAGAACACAUGUUGGCCGAGUGGCAAAAGUUCCUGCAAACGGUGGACCCGGAUCUCAUCAUCGGAUACAACAUUGCCAACUUCGACUUCCCUUAUUUGCUAGAACGGGCUCAGCACCUUCAAAUCGCAGGGUUCAAGUACUGGUCCCGGAUACCCAGCGUUCCGUCCAGGUGCAGGGAAACCAAAUUUUCGAGCAAGCAGAUGGGGAACCGUGAUUCCAAGACAACCAACACCAACGGCCGGCUCCAACUGGAUCUUCUGCAGCUGAUACAGCGCGACUAUCAUCUUCGAAGCUAUACUUUGAACUCGGUCUGCUCCAACUUCCUAGGCGAGCAGAAGGAAGAUGUUCACUACUCGAUGAUCACCGAACUGUUCAACGGGACCCCGGAAUCUCGCCGACGUCUGGCCCUGUACUGCUUAAAAGAUGCCUACCUACCACAGCGGCUGAUGGAUAAAUUGUCUUGCCUUGAAAAUUACACCGAAAUGGCAAGAGUCACGGGUGUGCCCUUCAAUUUCCUGCUGUCGCGAGGCCAGCAAGUCAAGUUCAUCAGUCAACUUUUCAGGAAGGCUCUUGAGCAGAAGCUUGUCAUACCCAACAUGAAGUCCGAGGCCACAGAUGAACAGUAUGAGGGAGCAACGGUCAUUGAACCCACUCGAGGCUACUACGACGUGCCCGUUGCCACCCUCGAUUUCGCGUCCCUGUACCCCAGCAUCAUGCAGGCGCACAACCUCUGUUAUACCACCCUGGUCAGAAAACCGAUGAUCGAGAAAUUCAACCUGAAGAAGGACGAGGACUACGUCGUCACGCCCGCCGGCGACACCUUUGUCACCACAAAGCAGAGGAAAGGUCUCCUCGCACAAAUUCUCGAAGAACUCCUCACCGCGAGGAAACAGGCGAAACGAGAACUGGCCGCGGAGACGGACCCUUUCAAGAAGGCCGUGUUGAACGGUCGGCAGCUGGCUCUGAAAAUCAGCGCAAACUCGGUGUACGGCUUGACAGGUGCCACGACAGGCAAGCUUCCCUGUCUUGAAAUCGCCAGCAGCACGACGAGCUUUGGUCGGCAGAUGAUCGAGAAGACCAAGGAAGAAGUCGAGGCCAAGUACAACAUCGCGAACGGGUACUCGCACGAUGCGCAGGUCAUCUACGGCGACACGGACUCGGUCAUGGUCAAAUUCGGCACCAAGGAUCUCGCCGAAGCCAUGAAGCUGGGCCAAGAGGCGGCCGACUUUGUGUCUGCCAAGUUCAUCAAGCCCAUCAAGCUGGAGUUCGAGAAGGUGUAUUUCCCGUACCUCCUCAUCAACAAGAAGCGGUACGCCGGCCUGUACUGGACCAGGCCGGACAAGUACGACAAGAUGGACACCAAGGGUAUUGAGACGGUCCGACGCGACAAUUGCCUUCUCGUGCAGACCGUCAUUGAAAAGGUGUUGCGGAUGAUCCUCAUUGAUCGGGACGUCCCGGGCGCACAAGAGUAUGUCAAGGACACCAUCGCCGACCUCCUACAGAACAAGGUCGACAUGUCGAAGCUCGUGAUCACCAAGGCUCUCGCAAAAGAUGAUUACGCCGCCAAGCAAGCACACGUCGAACUAGCGCAGCGAAUGAAGAAACGAGACGCAGGCUCCGCUCCCGGACUCGGCGACCGGGUCGCCUACGUGAUGGUGAAGGGCGCAGCCGGCUCGAAGAACUACGAAAAGUCGGAAGAUCCCAUCUUCGUCCUGGAGAACAACGUGCCCAUCGACACGAAGUACUACCUGGACAACCAGCUGGCGAAGCCCCUGUCGCGCAUCUUCGAGCCCAUUCUGGGCGAGACCAAGGCCAACUCGCUGCUGGCGGGCGCGCACACGCGGACCAUCUCCGUGGCGGUGCCGACGGUGGGCGGGCUGAUGAAGUUCACCAAGAAGACGCAGACGUGCAUGGGCUGCAAGAAGCCCCUGACGGGUAAAGAGGAGAGCGCGGGCGCGGUGUGUGCGAACUGCUCGCCGCGCGUGGGGGAGUUGUACAAGAAGACGCUGGAUCGUGUGUCGGACCUUGAGGUGCGGUUCGGGCGCCUGUGGACGCAGUGCCAGCGGUGCCAGGGCAGCAUGCACUGCGAAGUCAUCUGCAGUAGCAAGGACUGCCCCAUCUUCUACAUGCGAAUGAAGGCGAAGAAAGACCUGGAGGAUGCUGGGAAGGAGCUGCAGCGGUUUGACUUGGAUCAGGCCGCCAUCUGGUGAUGAGAUGAGGGACCUGUGUCUCUGGAGGGGGGGCACGAGGCCCGGGAUUGCCACGAAUUUUAUCAUACUUUUGGAAGGGGCUGGAUAAGAUGUAGUUCUAUCUUCAUGUCUAUGGGAAUACCUAGGAAGGCUUGGGUGGUUUGGGCCGUGUCUUAUAUGGAUUUGAUAAGGGGGUUUGUUUGCUUUGAUUCCUUUUCCAAGGCGUUACGCAGGAUACAAGACGACCCGGGCUUCGGGGCUGGCGAUCACAAAGACGUCAAAUAGGAACAUAAAUAUUCACGUCCCUGUCUGUCUACAGGAGAUUAAUCUACAUACGUUCCGCAGCAAAAAAAGAGAAGGAACAUGGUGUUUCCCCAGGGGGCU